Messenger RNA from Oncorhynchus kisutch (coho salmon), 2559 nucleotides. Its product is annotated as ankyrin repeat and SOCS box protein 12. The coding region runs from base 200 to 1201 and encodes 333 amino acids. The transcript has 5 exons. NCBI's taxonomy places the organism in Eukaryota, Metazoa, Chordata, Actinopteri, Salmoniformes, Salmonidae. Gene Ontology annotation, biological process: protein ubiquitination; positive regulation of protein catabolic process. Gene Ontology annotation, molecular function: protein binding. The record is from RefSeq and is a predicted model, not a curated record.
AAGUAACACACCCGUCUCAGCUCUCAGACCCCAGUCCCUGUGUGGAUACAGCAACACAUUCCUCUUGGCGUCUUCUCCUCUUCUUCCACGUGAGCGAUGGACCAUGAAGUUAUUAAAGAGAGGAAGGUUUUACGACCAACGUCCUGAGUAACAUUGUUGGCAGAGAGAUCCCUGGUUGGUGACCCUGUAGGUGAGAUGGAUGAGUUGUAACUGUUAUAUCUAUAGUAACAGUAUGGUCCUAGACAGUAUCAACACAGCCACCAACCCUCUCAAGAUGAGUCUAAUGGAUGUCUCCAAGAUCUUCUCUCUGCUUCAGCCCAAGGAAGAGGAUGAGGAGGACAAUGAGCAUGGCCAGGCUCUGAACCAGGCAGUGAGCAGUGAUGACGUGGAGGUGUUAGCUGAGCUGUUGUCCCAGGAGAGCUACAGAAAGUCUAUCAACAGCAGAAGCGGCUGGGGGAUCCCUGUUACCCCCCUACGGACUGCCGCAGCGCACGGACACCUGAGGUGUCUGGAAUUCCUGCUGGAGCACGGAGCGGAGGUGGACAGUCUAGAUGUGAAGGCCCAGACCCCUCUGUUUACAGCAGUCAGUGGUAAAGUCCAGGACUGUGUUGUGGUCUUACUGAAGGCUGGAGCCGACCCCAACGGCAGCCCGUACAACAACUGUUCCCCGGUGCUGACCGCCGCCCGCGAGGGAGACGUGGAGGUCCUCAGGGAGCUGCUUCAGUUCGGAGCCGAGGUCGACGUCUGGCCCAAAGUCCCUGAGUGGGCCUCCAACGCCACAGCCUGCAGGGGACCCCUGUACAUAUCCGCUGUAUAUGGACACCUGGACUGUUUCAAGCUGCUGCUGCUCCACGGGGCUAAUCCUGACUAUAACUGUAAGUCAGAGAAGAUGCUGGCCAGGAUCAAGCAGCCCAAGACGGUGCUGGAGAUGUGUCUGAGGUAUGACUGUAAAGUGGAAUACAUACAGCUGCUCAUAGACUUUGGGGCAGACGUGUAUCUGCCUACGCUGAUUAUUGACAAGACCACCAAGCAGAACGAAGCGGUGGCUCUGCUGCUCAAGGAGAGAGUUUGUCCCAAUACUCUGAUGUCACAGACACGGCUCGCGAUUCGGAGACACCUCCCCGUGGUUAAUACAAUGACAUCCAUAGACUGCUUGGACAUUCCCCAGAUACUGAGGAACUACCUGAAACAUCUCCCCUGACCUCUAUCUCUUAACCUCUGAACUCUGUAUGAUGAAGAUGAUGUCACAAAUGGAUACCCUAUAUGGCUGUGUCUCAAUAUGGGAGUCCUCUGCUUCAUCUCCACUGUUCUGAAAACACAUUUUAGGUGAAAUCAAUAUGGAGGAGGAUUUCUGCUAAAUGUAAACAAAAAGUGUGAUAAUUUCAUACGGUCUUCUACUGUCUCUACUGAGUGAGUCAUGGGCUGCAAAGUCCAGUUUGUUCUGUUUUUAUUGGAAGUGUGAAUAAUAAUUAUGCCAAGUUUGCCUUUGAAUAGUUGUAGAGGUUUAAUUAGAAGAAACACAUUCAUUUCACUUAAUCUCUGUGAUUGAAUUCAGCAAACCGUGCGUAAAUGUAAUCAUUGGAAAUUGGUUGAAGUCUACUGAAACCAUGGUGAAGACACUGCCCUCUUCUGGACAGUUAUAUAAGUGCACAGAGCUUCAGGAGAAACAUUUUGUAAGUGUAAAACCAGAAGUAACCACUAGGUGUCACACUACCACAGUAAAUGUAUUCUCUGUCUAUGAAAUCACUGCUCACCGUUUGGAAGUCAUCUUUAGUCAAGCUAAAAAACAAUGUAAUUUGUGAAUCUCUCUCACAUUAUGAGUGACCUUGCUGAAGACUGAAGUAAGUUCCCUGAGUUAAUUCUGAGGCUUUAGCUCAAUGACAUAGUCUUGUGGAUUGCGAUAAGACCCAGGUUCAAACCCAAUCAUUCAAUCCCAGGUUCAAACCCAGUCAGUGAAACCCAGGUUCAAACCCAGUCAGUCAAACCGAGGUUCAAACCCAAUCAGUCAAACCGAGGUUCAAACCCAGUCAGUCAAUCCCAGGUUUAAACCCAGUCAGUCAAUCCCAGGUUCAAACCCAGUCAGUCAAACCCAGGUUCAAACCCAGUCAGUCAAUCCCAGGUUUAAACCCAAUCAGUCAAACCCAGGUUCAAACCCAGGUUCAAACCCAAUCAGUCAAACCCAGGUUCUAACCCAGUCAGUCAAACCCAGGUUCAAACCCAGGUUCAAACCCAAUCAGUCAAACCCAGGUUCUAACCCAGUCAGUCAAACCCAGGUUCAAACCCAGGUUCAAACCCAAUCAGUCAAACCCAAUCAGUCAAACCCAGGUUCUAACCCAGUCAGUCAAACCCAGGUUCUAACCCAGUCAGUCAAACCCAGGUUCUAACCCAGUCAGUCAAACCCAGGUUCUAACCUGGUAACAAAUAAGCAACGGCACAACGCCUGUCCCCUACUUGACCCAGAUAGUUUGUGUGUAUGUAUUGAUAUGUAGGCUACGUGGGCCUUUUCUAAAUGUAUGUAGUUCUGUUCUUGAGCUGUUCUUGUCUAUUGAUGUUCUGUAU